Oncorhynchus mykiss (rainbow trout) is the source of this 1938-nucleotide messenger RNA. NCBI's taxonomy places the organism in Eukaryota, Metazoa, Chordata, Actinopteri, Salmoniformes, Salmonidae. The record is from RefSeq and is a predicted model, not a curated record.
AUGGUGAGUGAGAGUGUCGCGGAGAGAACUGGGUAUCUGAAAGGUGAGAUGAGGAUGGAUGGUUACAGUGUUGAGAAAGUGGUUGAUGUAUCUAAAGCACAGAUAUUCUAUGGAUCACAGACUGGAACUGCAAAGCAUCUCUCUCUCCAGUGCUCCAACAAGUUGGUCUGUAUGUUCCUAUUGGCUGUGUACACUGACGGACAUCCCACAGAAAAUGCUGAAUGGUUCUGUAAGUGUCUGGAGGAGGCAUCCACUGACUUCAGAUAUGGGAACGCCUACCUGAAAGGACUGAGAUAUGCAGUGUUUGGCCUGGGCAACUCUGUGUAUGGCUGCCAUUACAAUACGGUGAGUAAGAAUGUGGACAAGUGGCUGUGGAUGCUGAGCGGCAUCCGGGUUCUGUCCAGAGGAGAUGGCAACUGCAACGUAGCGAAUAGCCACAAUGGCAGCGUGCAUGCUGACUUUCUGGUCUGGAAGACCAAGUUCCUGAGCUGCCUGCAGGCCCUGGUUGCAGGGCAGAAGAAGGCCUGUAGUGGAAACUGUAAUAUGGGCAGCUCAUGUAAGACCAGGAACAGGAAGAAACCACAGUCCUCAGUCUUCUCCUAUCAGGAGGAGCUGGUAGAGUCCAGUAGUGACGAGGAGACAACUGGGUCAGAGGAGAAUAGCCCAGGCUCAGUCAUCGAUGUGGAGGAUCUAGGAAACAUCUUGAACGGCAUCAAGAAAGCCAAGGCUCCAUGGGGACACCAGGGAUACAAAGUCAUAGGAAGUCACUCAGGAGGCAAGCGUUGUCGUUGGACCAAGUCCAUGCUAAGAGGAAGAGGAGGUUGUUACAAGCCCUCCUUUUAUGGCGUCGAGUCCCACAGGUGUAUGGAGUCCACCCUUAGCCUCGUCUGUGCCAACAAGUGUGACUUCUGCUAGAGACACCACACUAACCCGGUGGGCACAGAGUGGCGCUGGAAGAUGGCUGCUGAGAAGAUACUACUGGAGGCUGUGGAGAACCACCAGAACAUGUUCCGACAGCAAGGGGGAGGGAACAAGUGUACAUCACAGGCAGAGGAGGUUUGUGCAGUCAUUAGGCUCUCCAGCUUCAUGGUCCCCAAGGCACAGUUCCCCCAGGAGAUCAGAAAUCUAGUACCGGUAACCAAGCUGUAUGUGAGUGUGGGUGCCGGCACCAAGGGCAGUCUGAAAAAGAUCGACCAGCUGCUCUUCAACGACUUCUGGCCGAGGUUCCUAGACAGCCUCAAGGCUCUGGCAGUCUCUCGACAGAGGACAGUGUACAAACUGACUCUGGUGAAGACGUGGACUGUAGACAAACUGAAGGCCUACUCAGACUCGCUGGGACAACCUGAUUUCAUUGAGGUCAAGUUAAAGGUGGAGGGAGAGUGGUGGACGUGGAUAGACUACGAGCGGUUCCAGGAGCUUGUCCAGGCCUGAGGCAGCCAGACCUUCUCUGCCCAGGACCACAUGGCCAAGACCCCAACCCAGGCCCUGUUUGGUGCCCAGGAGUGAGGUUUCGACCCAACAGACACACGCUACCAGAGGAGACACAAGACCAAAGAUAUCUCAGGAUGCUGAGAAAGAGAGAGAGUAGAAGAGAGGAGAGACAGAAAUUCCUCCUCUCCUUCCACACAAUCUUAGACUUUUACUGUUCACAAUCAGUUUUAAUGUAUUGAGAGAGACUUAAAGUGAGUGAUAGAAUGGAAGAGAGAGUAUUAUGGAUAUUAAACCAUUUGGAACAUACAAGUGUCUUUAACUUAUAUCGAACUGCACUGUCCAAUUUACAAUAGGCUUUAAAGCGAAAGUAUGCCAUGCAAUUAUUUGAGGAUGGCGCCCCACAUCAAAAUAUUUAUCCACCAACACAGGUUUCAGAAAUUCACAAAUAGUGAUUAAAUAUUCACUUACUUUUGGAAAAUCUUCCUCUGAUUUGUCUUCCAAAGGGUC